Messenger RNA from Chilo suppressalis (striped riceborer), 3652 nucleotides. Lineage: Eukaryota; Metazoa; Arthropoda; Insecta; Lepidoptera; Crambidae. The record is from the annotation of a GenBank genome assembly.
AUAUGUCACAGUCACACUGAAUCGCACACAGAAUGAUCACAGGGUAAUGAUAAUUCCUGUUCCCUGCAAUUUGGCAAAGUAAGACUAUUUACUUGUAAAUAAGUUUAUUCACUAGUUAAAUGACUAAAUAUGGCACUAACGAAACUGUAUACAAAGAAAUGACGAUUCGAAACAAAAGUCCAUGUGAUGUGGAUGAUAUUACAGCAAAGGCCAUUGGUGAUUUCGGGCCUUGGCAGCUGAGGAUUAGUGUACUAAUGGCAUUACUGAAAUUGCCCAUGGCUUGGUAUCAGUUGAAUAUAAUAUUCAUGGCUCCACCACAAGAUUUCUGGUGCGUGAAACCGAGUAAACUUUUCAAGUAUUCGGAUGAAGAGUGGAGACAAAUGUGUAUGCCGCACAUAGAAGAAUAUCCGUGUCUGAUAUUUGAUCCAGAUCUAUUGGCAAUGGCACCUGAGAUGGAACGAAAAAACAUACCACUGGUUGAGUGCAAAAAGUUCAUUUUCAAUAAAACUGUGUUCCAUAGAACUAUCACUUCAGAGUGGAAUUUAGUUUGCUCUCAGCACUGGCUAGUACACUUAACACAGUGUGUAAUGAUGUGGGGAGUGUUAUUAGGUGGCAUAAUUUUUGGCGUCAUAGCUGACAAAUACGGCCGAAGGAUGCCCCUUAUGGUUGCAAUCAUAGUGCAGAGUAUUGCAAGUUACGCUGCGAGUGUAUUUCCAUACUUUCGGGGUUGGCUGGCCAUUUGGUUUAUUUUAGCGCUGUGUUCAGGAGGUUUGGGUAUCAUAUCUUUUGUUAUUUGUAUGGAAGCAGUAAGCGGUAAAUGGCGAACAACAGUCCCAAUUUUGUACCAAUUGCCGUUUGGAUUCGGCAGUUCAAUAAUGGCAGUAUUAGCAUAUUUUCUUCGUGAUUGGCGACAGUUGGAAUUCGCCUUAGCAACUUUGUCUGCUUUAUUCAUUUUAUACUGGUUUUGGAUUCCCGAAUCACCUAGAUGGUUAUUAGCGACUGGUCAAAGCGAUAAAGCUCUUGAAGUGUUAAGACAAGCUGCAAUCCAAAAUCAUAGAGAUGGAAACUUGAAAAUCAUUAGAAAUUCACUACCGAAGUGUAAGGGCCAGAAAAACACGGUGCUAGGAUUUAUGGCAUUCUUUAAGUUGAAUAACAUGAGGAAGAAGACUUUACUUUUAUCUGCUAACUGGUUUUGUACGGGAUUAGCGUUUUAUGCUUUCUCCCAAUAUCUUGGCAUGAUUGGAGGAAAUAUAUUUCUAACUGUGGCUAUUAGCGGUAUCAUUUAUGUACCUGGUGGAAUCGUUUGCCUUAUUGUGGUGGCUAAAGUAGGGCGUAGAGCCACCGUGUGGACAUUCCAAGUUAUCACAGCAAUAUGUUUUGUUUUUAUUGUAAUGACACCUAAAGACGUCUUUGCGAACGAUUGGCCGAGAUUAAUUUUCGCAGCCAUCGGGUUUGGGGGAUUGGCAGGGUCGGUACCGGCAUUAUAUUUGUAUUCGGGGGAGUUGUUUCCAACCCUGGGGCGCAACGCAGGUGUAGGGGGUGUAACUACGUUUGCUCGUAUAGCGGCGAUGGUUGCUCCAGCCGUUGUGAGCUUGGACAGCAUUCUACCUGAUCUGCCAAUGAUGUUACUGGCCGGAGUUAGCAUCGGUCAAUUGUUCUUAAUCCUGCCUUUGCCCGAGACUAAAGACUAUCCGCUACCAGACACAUUAGAGCAAGCUGAACAGUUUAAGAGAAUCCCUGAACAACGUAAAGCUAGUAGUAGGUAGCUCAUACAUUUGUAAAACAAAAUGUUUGAUCUAUAUUCUUUCCUAGAGAGAAUAUCUUUUACUUUACUUGAAACUUACCAUAAUAUAGAAUUUAUUAUUUAUAAUAGGGAUAAUAAAUGAUGUAAACAUAAUAUUCCAAACUGUGAAUUUAUUAUUUGCAUUCAUAUAAGUACAGUUUUUAAAAGUUUGAUCACAAUUUUUUUUUAAUUAUGGAAGAAUGUGAAAUCAUGAUUUCGGACUAUUGUUUCCCCGGACAGGUAUGGGAAGGUACCUAUUAUACAAUUUUAAAUGUACCUAAGUCCUGAUGUCUCCCUAACCUAAGGGAAACUAUACACACCAGACAUUGAAAUCAUACACAUCAUAUAUCAGCUUUAAAAAUAAAAUUGAUUUGCUAUCCAAGACAAAAUGUUAAGGAACCACAAAAGAAAAUAAAAAAAUACGAACACAAAAAUAAAUUCUUACAGCAAUGAUAAAAAGAAUAUUUUUUUCAACACAACAGAAUAAAAAGUAAAACAACAUUUGAGACUUGAUAAAAUGAUUUAAAAACAAAAUCUAUUUACUUUGAGUUGUACUUAAAAAAAUGCUUUAUCUAUGGAAAUUGAUUAAAUCAUUAUUUUCAAUGAUGCAUUGAAAUUAAUGAAUUUUAUCCUUAUUUGUAACUUUAUGUCUAAUGUUUUCAAUCCUGUGUAACAAUGUGGGAUGUGAAUGAUACCAGGCAGAAUAGAGUUUAUCAUAAAUUGGAUAAUCCAAGUUAUCUUUCCCAAGCUUAAUGAGAGCUGACCUCAGUUCAUUGGGAUAAUUUAAUGAAACUGCAAAGUUGUCUGCUUCAAACUCAUAUUUCCUAGAGAGUGCUGUAGCAAAGUAUGAAAGUAUAGAAUUGUAUGGAGCAAGAAUCAUUUGCAAUACCACAAUCAGUCCAAUGAUGAUAGGUUCCUGUCCAACAGGGAAACCCAGUGCUGUAUACAAUGUAGAAUAUUUAAAUAGAAGACCAAAUGCUGUAAACAGCAAUAAGAGGUUCACUUCAGUUAGGACAAUCGAUUUGUAAAUGUGACUACAACUCCAGUGUCCAAGCUCAUGAGCCAAGAUACCUAAUAUUUCAUCAUCUAAACAUCCAGUUGUUGUCUUUUUCUCUUCAUCAUAUUUCUCUAACAAAGUAUCAAAUAAGACAAUUCUCUUGGCUCCAAACAAUCCACUAAAGUAUGCAUUACUAUGAGCUGAUCUCUUUGAACCUUCUACAAUAUAGAUUUGAGAAAGUGGAAAAUUAAGUUUAGAAGCCAAACUUUCAAUACCUUUCCUGAGGCUACCAUCAGGCAGAGGAACAAAUUUGUCAAACAAUGGUGCAAUCACAGAUGGGUAAAUUGUCAACAAGAAUAAUGUUGCAACAGUGGUAAAUAACCACAACCACAUGACAAACAUUUUACCUCCAAGCAUUAUUAUAUAGAUUGCAACUGAUAUUAUUGGCAAAGUGAUAACUAGGCUUAGCAACAAGGAUUUCAUUUGAUCUUUAACAAAAAAACCUACAGUUUGUUUAUUAAAACCAUGUUUUUCCUCUAGUACAAAAAUGCCAUAAAUUGUAAAUGGCAUAUUUACAAAAAAGUUGAAUAUAGUGACAAAUGUCAUAAAAACACAACUUACAAGUAUUUCUCUGUCUGGUGAGAUAUUAAAAAUUAAUGCAAUGUUUUCUGACUUCUGCCAUGCAGAAUAUAUCCAUUUGUUAUAAAGGAUUAUAGUUGUUAAUACUAUGCUAUACAGCUCUUUGGCAAUUUUAAAUUGUGACUUAUCGAUUCCAUACAGUCUUGCUUUCUUGAAUGAUUCUUCAUUAAGCAUAUCCUUUAAGUCAUCUGGAAUAGUGUUGUUUGUCUUGUAAAUCUUUAACUGGAAAAAAG